UUCACUUUUUGUCCCCGACGCGCCAGAAUGGACGCGCACGUACUCAAGACUCUGCUUCAGAUUCAUCUAGCCUCGGAUGCGAGUGCUACACUCCAUGUUCCCUAUAUUUUGGCUACGCUGAAGCCCGAACAUCUGGCUCCCUCGUCACAUCUACCGAAAUGGACGAAUCGCAUACACUCCCUGCUGCAUUCCAAGGAGCCUGGGGGACGAUGGGCAGGGCUUUCCCUUGCUAUGGCGUCUGCGAGACUGUCAAGGAGCCUUAUGAUUGAUUGCGCACAAGAUUGGCUCUCUGUGACCUUCGCACUGCUCUCGAGGAACGAAACAUUGCCCGUCAACAAGGCCGCGAUUAGGCUCACCUAUACUAUCUUCUCUGCCGCGACGGACGUGCCUGAAUUUCAGAGGCAAAUAUCCACCCCCAACGUGCCAAAGUUCGCGACCGCUAUUAUCCCCCUCGUCGAGAAGUAUACCGAUGUAGAGUUGAAGACGCUAUGCUUGCAAACUCUGUCACGACUCAUCCCUCUCUACCCCACGCUUCUCCGGCCAUCCAGCGGCGCCCUCAAUAAAUUGACUCUGAACCUGCUCAGCGGCCAAUACCCUUCACCAACCCCUCCCAGAAUCCUUGAAGCAGCAUCAGGCUUGUACUGCUGUCUUCACCUGACUGGUGGGAAGGUCGGGGCGGCCACUGCCUGGCGGAAAACCCUCGACGAUACCCUUGCCUUCGGUUGGUCUGCGUUCCAUGGUUUGCGGUCAACGUUUACGCCAGGAGCAGCGCAACCUGCCGAUCCUGCCGCCGCCGUCGCACUCGACAAAGAUCGCCUCCACUGUGCAGUAUACAUACUGUGCGAUCUUCUAAGCGCUCAUACACCUCGAGCCGUGCAAGUUCCCCUGGGACCCUUGAACGCCUUCGCUGUCGCGUUGCUGAACGCGGGCGACGCCGAUGCUUCCGUGGCGGUUCUGGACGUCAACGCGCGAGCGAUGCAAUUGUCGGCAAACGCAUUCAUCGUCGGUCAGGGAUGCGAACUCUUGCAAAAGCUAAUUGUAUCCCUUCCGCACCAUGUAUCGCCUCAUCUCUCGCACUGGCUCACGUCAUUGGCAUAUCUUCUGGAGGAGCCUCAGCCCGUUGCCCUCCGCGCCCAAGUCCUUCACACCAUUGCCUGCAUCCUCGAGCGCCACCCCUCCUUCCACGCGCCCCUCAUCAUCAACCGCCUCGCCCGCGCCUCGAUCCCCCAACUCGCAGUCCUCAUCUCCCGCGACGCCCUCACCGACUCUUCCUCUCAAGCCCCCUCCGCCACCCCUUCAACCACCUCCAAAAAGGGCAAAAAGCGCGCCCGCGGCUUCGAAGGCGACGAAUCCCUCCGCCUCACGCGCACCGUGAUCUGCCCCACUUCUGACGACGUCGACGCGCUCCUCCAUGCACUCGAUGUCGUGCGGUAUUUGCUGAGGGCCGCGGAGUUGGCGCCGAUGCUGCGGUCGAUAGCGAGCCGGGUGCUGUUGUCGGUGCAUUUGGCGCUGCCGGGGAUGGCGCCGGGGGCCGUGGCGGGGGAUUUGGCGGUGUAUGGGAAGGUGUUGGCGAAGGUGCAGGCGGCGGUGGUGGAAGUGGGCGCGGGGUCGAGUUGUGCGAUGGGGAAGGGGCUGCCGUUGGCGAUGAAGGGGGUUCUGGCGGGGGUCAAUGAGGACGCCUUCCGCACCCUCGACCUACUCCUGCACCCGCGUCUGCCGCCCUUGGUGCGCCCGCUCCCACACGUGGACGCGCUCGCCCUCUUCGCCGGCGAGGAAAGUGCAGAAGAAAAACGCACGCGGCUCGAUUUGGGCUUCUCGAUGCCCACGGACGCCCCUACUGCGCCCUCGAACGAGGCGAACGAGGCGAACGCUAUGGACCAAGACCAGCUGCAGGACCCAGCGCCUACAAUUGCGCCGGCAGCCAGCGCCGCUUCGUCGAUCUUCUCGCAGCCACCGACUCUCAAAACUUACCCCUCUGCCCCGCCAAUCGCGACGAUGCCGCCGCCCACUCCCGCACCAGCGGCUGCCGAAUCGGUGUACACGCCAGCACCUUCGACCGCGGCCGCUUCGUCCACAACGACUGUCCCGGUCGCCCCUGCGCCGCCCAAAGCACCCUUGGGCACGAUCACCGGUACCUCAAGCAUGAGAGUGGAAACUCAGACCGAGGCUGUGUCAAUGGUUGUGGACGACGAGGACGACGAGGAGAUGCCGGCAAUCGACAUGAGCUCAGACUCGGAAGGGGAGUAGUUCGACGUCGGAUAUUUUUGCUGUAUCUGGUCGGCAUGCGUAGAUGUAGCUUCUUGGGUUCUUAUGCGCGUAUCAGUAUAGGGCUCCGUAUAUAAACUAGGAUUUGCCGAAAGGCCGGCAGUACUACUUGCGCG
This is a messenger RNA of Schizophyllum commune H4-8, 2381 nucleotides long. RefSeq lists its product as uncharacterized. The record is from RefSeq and is a predicted model, not a curated record. Gene Ontology annotation, cellular component: nucleus. Gene Ontology annotation, biological process: rRNA processing. The transcript has 9 exons. Bases 28 to 2247 code for a protein of 739 amino acids. Lineage: Eukaryota; Fungi; Basidiomycota; Agaricomycetes; Agaricales; Schizophyllaceae.